This is a messenger RNA of Pseudozyma hubeiensis SY62, 936 nucleotides long. RefSeq lists its product as hypothetical. Lineage: Eukaryota; Fungi; Basidiomycota; Ustilaginomycetes; Ustilaginales; Ustilaginaceae. The coding region runs from base 1 to 936 and encodes 311 amino acids. The transcript has a single exon. The record is from RefSeq and is a predicted model, not a curated record.
AUGCACAUGCACUUGAUCAGCAGCCACUCGCUGCUGCUACGUACAAAGUCCGCUCGCCAUCACAAAGCAGACUCCGCAAGCCCACGAGAUUCGAGACUCUUUCAGAGCGAGGAUGCAUUGGGCUUUUCUUCGUCUGUAGCGUCGGUCGCAGUCGAGGCCCCUGUCUUUUGUUCGCACUCUGGUUGGGAGCGGACUUUUGACGUCGUCGAUUUGGAUUUCUCAACGAGAGUUGACUCGCGCGAGAUUUCAUUCGAGUACCUCAAUGUGACAUUCAGAAGUCGUAACACUUCUGGUAAAUUCCGCCAUGCUGCUCGACUCUCGCCUCUCGACCUCACACACCACCCUUGUCGGGCCACUCGGCGAGAAUCACAGAGCCUCUUCGGUUCGACAAGACCGGUUCGAAGCAGACGGACACCAAAUGAUCGUAUGCGGCAUCGGGGGCCCUGCACAUUCGUUUCGGCAACCGGCAAGCUCGCUAGGCAUUGGCUCGGUGCGAGAAUCAGACAGGUUCUGCAUAGCCGAUCAAAACUGUCCUGUCCCCACGGUGACCAAAGCUCUCAACGCUGCGAUCCUGCAUCGGUAGACAGAACACUCCGCGGCGGUACAAAUGACGGCGAGCUUGGCACUAAACAAGAGGAAAACUCUCCGAGAUCCUUCCGAAGCGCCCUGAGAGUACGCCUCGUACCGUGGUCUGUCCGGACAGCUGCUGUGGAAGGAAGCUGGUCCCAAAUACCACCAAGAUUGCGGCGUCUUCGUGCACCAAAAUUCACAUUCCGCACUUCGAGACGUGAUCUGCUGAUCCCAACAUCGGCCUUCCCCGCUUUCUGCCCCGGUACUCCACGCCAUUCGUCCGAUCAAACAACAGCCUUCGACAUGAAGAGCGACACUUUCCACACAAGUGUGUGUUUUAGCGUCACCUCACCUUGCUCACACUGA